Hemicordylus capensis (graceful crag lizard) is the source of this 5779-nucleotide messenger RNA. RefSeq names its product zinc finger protein 282-like. NCBI's taxonomy places the organism in Eukaryota, Metazoa, Chordata, Lepidosauria, Squamata, Cordylidae. The record is from RefSeq and is a predicted model, not a curated record. Bases 227 to 3394 code for a protein of 1055 amino acids. Gene Ontology annotation, molecular function: DNA-binding transcription repressor activity, RNA polymerase II-specific. Gene Ontology annotation, biological process: negative regulation of transcription by RNA polymerase II. The transcript has 9 exons.
GCAAUUCGGGCACACAGCUGACACCUGGCUGCGCGUGCGCGCUGAGCUCUGCUUUGAAGGGAUCAGAGUUCUUGGCUCCCCAUUUACAGAGCGAGAGGAAAGGAGUGGGGGGGCUUGUGUACAUCCUGUGUGGUUGUGGGCGGAGGACUGAUGAACGCUCAAGCACCACCAAGCAUUUCAAGAAAGGGAUUUUUCUAAGCAAACCCGCAAUUUACCUCCGGUGACCAUGGGAUUGGUCACUCUCGCCUCUUCCCACCUCCAUGGACCGAGCCAGACUCCCAAACGGAAAGCGAGAAGGGCCACAAGCCUGUCUGCCGGGUGGGGCGCGUGCGCAGUCGGAGGACCCCAACCCCUGUCCUGGCCGAGCUGCUUGCUGCCGCCGCCGCCGCCCGCUUCCUCGGAGCCCCCACCCGUCCCGUCCCGUGGCUGGGCCCAGCAGGCUAUGGAGUGUGAUGCAGAGUCGAGGCCUCUGCUGCCUUUCCAGUCCCUUGUGAACCCCAAGCAGUCAGCAGUGCAGGAAACGCAGGGGCAAACCUCGGAGACUUCCAUGUGGGCAGCAGUGGCAGCAAUCCAGGCUGUGGACAAAACGGUGGAUACCCACACCAUGCGCUUGCUGCGCCUGGAGGGAAGGAUUGGGUUGGUUGAGAAGAAACUGGCAGGCUGUCAAAAGACCACGACAGACAUCGAGAACCAGCUUGAAAGCAAAUGGGCUGCCCUGGGGAUCUUGAUUGAUGAGUACAGGCAGCUGCAGAGGAGGCUGGAGAAUGUGGAGAAUCUGCUGAAGAACAGGAACUUCUGGAUCCUGAGGUUCCCCCCAAGUGUCAAGGGAGAAACACCCAAGGUGCCUGUAACCUUUGAUGAUGUCUCAGUCCAUUUCAACGAGCAGGAAUGGGGAGACCUGGACGAGUUACAGAAGGAGCUGUACAAAACAGUCAUGAAAAGCAAUUACGAGACACUUGUUUCACUUGAUUAUGCUAUUGCCAAGCCUGAGAUCCUGACCCAGAUAGAACAAGGGGAUGACCUGUGUGAGAAGGGUCCUGGAGAUUCGGAAAGGAGCAGCAUCCCUGUAGACCAUGGCACAGACUUCCCUGUUGCUCCAGUGGAUGUUUCUUCGUGGCUUAAACAAGAGGUGGAGGAACCACCGUGUGGGGAUGUUAGGCCUCCUGAGGAGACGAGAGAGCUGAGUGAUGGUUCCCACAUAGGUUCUUCUGUCGAUGCAAUGGAUGUUUCUUCAUGGAUUAAAGAGGAGGUGGAGGAGGUAUGCUUUGGUCCAGGAGAUUGUCAUGAAGGAGAUCUCAACCACAAUGGUAGCCUGGAAUAUCGGACCGUCACAGUUGAAGAAGGAACCUUGGCUGGACCUCAGGAGGGCCCCUGUGCGCAGGAAUCAAUGUUCCUUGGUGAAGGCCCCAGUACUGGUCCAGCCCCCUUCCUGACUUGGGCUGAUGCUGCUGCUGGUGACAUGGAGCACGCACUGCGCGAACAACACCGAGGGCGCUUUUAUGAAAUGAUGGAGGAGAUCCUGUCUACAAAGCGUGAGGACAACAACAGUUACAUUAACCGUGACAGAUACCGGACUUUGAUUGAAGAAGUCAAAGAGGCGAAAAGGCUUCGUAGCAAAAAAGGCAAACAUUACCGCCGACUGAGACGUUUCAAUGUUCUCAACAUUGGUGCCGAAGAGAAGUUAGUAGUGCCUGUAUCUCCUGGACAUACAGAAGUUGUGUAUUUUGUUCAGUACGAGGACUUGUUUGACAUUUUGCAUGCAGCACAUGUUGCCAUUGGCCAUGGUGGUCGGACCAGGAUGCUAAAGGAACUUAGUCCAGAACAUGAAAUCACAGUCCAGCUAGAGGAAGACGGCGAUGAUGUCAAGCCUUUCUCGCUCAGGCGUUCCUCCAGAAGAACUUCAUCUUGUAGCCUUGGGACAGAUCCGGCUUUCGGUCCUCAGCCUAGCAUUGGGGCACAGCCCAUCAAGGAGAGGCUGGAAGGCUUGUUGAAACGUCCACACUCCAGUUCAGACUCUGAGAAGCGCAGCCCCCAGAAACAGCCCAUGCUCAGCCAUGGGGAGGCUGUGGAACAUCCCCAUAAGUGUGUUGAAUGCCACCAGAGCUUUGACAGUGAAGAGCAGCCCACAUCUGACGGCCUGCACCCUGCCACCUGCCCCAGCUGCAAGCAGCGCCUGCGCAGGAAACUUUCUUCCUUUGCCCAUGUGGGGGACACACAGCCAUUUGCUUGCAUCACCUGUGGGGCAACAUUCAGCCAGUGGGCGCUGCAGCUGGCCCACCAGAAGAAGCACCAGCGAGUUUGGAAGCAUUUUUGCGAUGACUGUGGAGCCGGCUUAGAAACCAGCCAGGAGCUUACGCAACACUGGAAGGCUCAUGACAAUGUGGGGAGGGCAUACAGGUGUGCCAGCUGCCAGUGGAAUUUCCUGUCCUUCUCUGAGCUUGUGGAUCACCGGAGGACCCAUGCCUGUGGCUGGCCGUUCAUCUGCAACUGGUGUAAGAGCAGCUUUGCCAGCCAGAAGGUGCUGACCACCCACCAGGAGCUGCAUGCCGCCGCAGUGAAAAGGCUGUUCCCAGACGCCAAGGUGGACUUCGCCUCCAGCUGGCAGAAGUUCCUCGCUGAGCAGAUGAAGCAUUUUCUGCAGGAGACACAUAGUCGGUCUCGGUGGCAAGCGGACACUGAACUCCUCCAAAGAAACUUGGAGGUUUGGCCAUAUCUGUGUACACAGGGCGGUGCAGAAUUUGACAGCCAGUGGGCCUCCCCAGAUCCCGAGUGUGCUCCCACAGCCCAGCCUCCUGCCCAGUCUGCCCCGAGCCACGGCGGUGGGUCCCAGCAGGGGCCACCAUCUGAGCCCCAGCAGGUCCCGGACCAGCCGCUGCGGUGCCACCUCUGCACCAGCCUCUUCCUCCACAAAGAGCUGCUGGUGGAGCACCUGCGGUUGCACAGCGGGAAGCGGCCCUUCCAGUGCCCCCACUGCAACCGCAGCUACGUGUACAAAGAGGCCCUUGUCAACCACCUGCUGAUCCACUUCACCCAGAAGCCUUUCCACUGCUGCAUCUGCAACCAGGAGCUCCCAGAGCCCAUGGCGCUGGCGGAACAUGUCGGCGCUCACUUCACAGAGCAGCCCGGCAAGGACGAGCCGGGCCCCCAAAGUGCCGCACCCUCUGGGUUCCCAACUGAGCACAUUGUAGGGAAGCCGUAUGCCUGCAACCGGUGUGCGCGGCGCUUUGCUUACCAUGAGCUGUUGAGAGAUCACCUCCUCACCCACACGGCGGAGCGCCCCUUCCAGUGCGACAGGUGUACGCGGAGGUACACUUUCCAGGGGCUGCUGGAUGAGCAUAAGAGGAAGCAUGUGGAGGAGGAGCUGCAGCUCGCGCAAACGCAGAGGAGCAAAUGAGUCCUCCCCAGCCAGCGGCAGAAAUGGCUCCCUGCAUGGAAUGGGCCAGUUAGCGUAGAAAGGCCAAUCAGAAGGGCUGCCCCUGGUCAUCGGGGGCUCUAGAAGGGGUUGAAUACACCUUCUCCCCUGUGAUCCUGCACAGCGUCUCUCAGGAGCACCGUGAGAGGGGCAUUUCUGAGGCACUCCUGCAGGGUCUACAGGCCCACAGCCAUGUGGGUGAGGCCAGUUGCAUGGGUCUUUCUUAUACAGUCAGGACCUUGGAGCACUGCUUCUGUGGGAAAGAUCUGCCCAGUUGGCCCUGUCCACCUGGCGAUGGCCUUUCAACCAUUCCAGGAGUGCCGUGGGGUAUAUGCUCCAGAAAGCAUCUCACGGUGCUCCUGUAACAUUGAACAGGCACCUCAGAGUUGAGGGCAUCAGUUUGCCUACAGGGAGGGAUCCCAGCCUGUGGUAAUAGCACUGCCAGAGGGAGUCCCCUGGGCAUCCUUUCAGUGCCACCAUCUAAUACAUAGGAGACCCCAGUGCUUUGCCAGCCAGCAUUAGGGAAGGCCGUUGAAAUGAAUGCACACACAAAGGCACGUUGCGGUGUGGGAGACCAUUCUGUUGGGAGUUCCAGAUGGGAAAGCAUGGCCUUCUUUUUGUUUCAGUAUUCACCGGGAUGUUUUGCUGGACCUCUUUCAAAGCAGCCCUUUCUGGCCAAUUGGCAGUCAAAAGGGAAAGAGGUGUAAGGGGAGGAGGCAGCCAUCUCCUUGUUGUUUCUGUGACAAGCGGCAGCAGCAGCAAAGCAGUUUCAUGCCGUUUCCUCCUAGAAUCAGCUCCAUGGAAUUCCAGUUUCAUGCUGAGUGGCGGGAUGGGUUGUAUACCUCUCCCAAUUAGAAGUUGUGCUUCAGUGAUGUGUAGUGGACACACUACACACACAUACACACCCAACUCUGGAUUGUCAGCUCACUGUAUCCAGUUUUGAUAGAGCUUUCUUUCUAGACCAUUAGUGUGUCUGCCAUCUCAAAUCCCGCAAGGAAGGAAUUGGACUGACAGUUCAAGAGGGUGCCCACAGCCUGUCCAUCCACACAGGAGCUUCAUUGAGUCAUGAGCAGUUGAGCUGGGAAUGUGACGUCUGAGUGUUUUGGUUGGAGCCAGGAGUGUUGGUGACAUGUGCUAUGUACAGAUUUAGGCCCUCUCUAGCUGUGUUCAUUUGCCAAAUGCUGGGGCAGACCUUCCAUGAGGGGAGGUGAAGCGGCCGCCUCAAGCAGUGAAUUAUUGGAGCACCUGCUGCCCCUCUUCAUCUGAGCAGCUUUUCGCUGCUGCCUUCUGCUGUUCUCCCUUCUCCCUUGUUUGCCACUGGACUGAUAAUGAGAAGGGGGAGGAGCAGAUGCGGAAAAGACGAUGGAGUACUGCAGCUAUUGCCACUACAGAGGAGGAGGAGGCAGUGGCGGCGGCGGCAGAAGUGAGUGCGUGUGCACAGGUGCAUGCAUGAAAUCAAGGGGUAGCAGUGGCUGUCUGCCCCCCCCCCCCGCUGAACAAAUGGAGGCGGCUAGCAUUUGGUGCCCUGGCUCAGGCACAGAGCAGUCUUGGACCACCACUGCUAAAUGCAGACCAAGAUGGUGGUGAGCCGCCAGGAAGCAGCCUUUGAAGCUCAAGGGAGAGAGAGGAGAGAUCUUGAUGUCCAUCUCAGCAACGUUGGGCAUCGUGGAUGGACUCAGAAUGGCAUGGCCACAGCAGCACAGACAGUGGCGUGCUUUGGGGGGAUUUAAGGUGGGAGGCGAGGAGUGUUCUGUGGUCUGGUUUCUCUGUUGCGUUCUCACUGGAGCAGGGUGGAACCACAUCCGGUUCUACUGGGGGUCUGCUGUGAAAGGAAGUCUACUGUGAACUUGGUCCCCACUGAAGGGGCGGGACUUCCCCCUCUGCCUCCUUAAAAAGAAAUACACUCCAGAGACCAUUUGGCAAAGUGUUUCCAAGUAAAAGUUGUGCUUGCACAGUUGACUGAGGUUGCAGUGACCAAGAGAGUUGGUGCGUGCAGCUGGCUGCGGCCUGAGCAGCAUAUUCCAGUGCUCCCUCCAACUCUCUGGAAUAUGGGGAAUAUUUUUAAUGGCAACUACACGAAAGGCUCUCCUGACUGCAUCUUACAAUCGCUCCUUAGUCAAUACAUUUUUCAACUUUGCUGCUUGUUCUGGCAGUUCCUGUGGUUACUGGUUCCAUUCUGACCAUGGAACGUUUGAGGGUUGUGGCUAAUUCAUUUGUACUGUUCUUUUAAUUAGCAUGUUUAGCAUUCCCACCCACCCCCUCCAAGUUUGAAAUUGUAAUCCUGCAUUUGUUUUUUCUGUGUGUGUGUGAUUUUCACUUUAGUGUUCUCCCUUCACCCUCUUUUGUAUUAAAAAAAGAUUAAAAUCA